CUCACCAAAUCCGCACCUGAGGGGUCGGCGGUGAAGUCGGGAGACCUACACUCGAGGCCUUAUGAGAGACCUCGUCUCUUCUGCAUCCGGGCUUGUCUGAAGAGGACCGAGGGGGCGCAGCGGGACUACCAGGCCCACCAUGGCUGCUUCGCCGAGUCAGAAGAACCAGCUGUUCCUGGGCCUGUUCAUACACAGUAUCAGGCUCGGCGAGCUGCAAUACCUGCACGAUGCUGCGGUCUGCGUCGACAAGGGUGGCAAGAUCGUUGCCGUCGAGCUUCCGUGCGAUCAGGAGAAAGCCGAGGAUAAGCUGUAUCCCUCGCUAGGCUGGACGCCUGGCGACGUGCUCGUCACCGCCGCAAAGGACGGCCAGUUCUUCUUCCCCGGCUUCGUAGACACGCACCUCCAUGCGCCGCAGUACCCGAACGUAGGCAUAUUCGGCAAGUCGACGCUGCUCGACUGGCUGAACACCUACACCUUCCCGAUGGAGGCCUCGAUGGCGGAGCUGCCUCGCGCGCGGCGGGUGUACGCGCGCUGCGUCCGGCGCACGCUGGCCCACGGGACCACGACGGCCGCCUACUUCGCGACCAUAGACGUGGCCGCGACGAACCUGCUCGCGGACCUGUGCCUCGCCGCGGGACAGCGCGCCUUCGUCGGCCGCGUGUGCAUGGACCGCCUCGGGCCGGAGUACUACCUCGACGCGUCGCCGGCGGCGGCGGCCGCCGCCGCGCGCGCCAGCAUCGACCACAUCCGCACCAUCGACCCGGGGUUCGCGCUCGUCAGCCCCGUGCUGACGCCGCGGUUCGCGCCCGCCUGCAGCGCGGCCGCGCUUGCGGAGCUCGGCGCGCUCCGCCGCGAGACCGGCCUGCCCGUCCAGACGCACGUCUCGGAGAACGCGGACGAGGUCGCGCUCGUGGCGCGCCUGUUCCCCGGGCACGCGUCCUACGCGGAGGUGUACGACGCCCACGGCCUGCUCGAGGGCGGCCGCACUAUCCUCGCCCACGCCGUCCACCUCACCGACGCCGAGGCCGACCUCGUCGCGCGCCGCCGCGCCGGCGUCGCCCACUGCCCCUGCAGCAACACGGCCCUGACGAGCGGCGAGGCCCCCGUGCGCUGGCUGCUGGACAAGGGCAUCGCCGUCGGCCUCGGCACCGACAUGAGCGGCGGCUACAGCCCCAGCGUGCUCGAGGCCGCGCGGCAGACCGUCCUCGUGUCGAACCACCUCGCCAUGCCGGCCGCCGCCGCCGGAGUCGAGAGAGCGCCGGACAGCCACCGCCAGCCGCCCGACGAUAACGAGCGUGCGAGGGCUAAGCUUAGCGUCGAAGAGGUGCUGCACCUGGCGACGCGGGGCGGCGCCGAGGUGGUCGGGCUGAGCGACCGGGUCGGCGGGUUCGAGGCGGGCAAGGAGUGGGACGCGCAGCUGAUCGGCCUCGCGGCGGUGCCCGACGGCGGCGGCGAGGAGGACGGGGGCCGAGCGGGGGCGGGGGCGGCGGACGAGGGAAAUGUCGACGUCUUCGGCUGGGAGACGUGGGAGGACCGCGUGGCCAAGUGGGUGUUCGGCGGCGACGACCGCAACGUCCGCAAGGUCUGGGUGCGCGGACGGCUGGUGCACUCGCGGUCGCCGUCGUGAGGUGAGACGGGGCGUGUGCUGGGAAGGAUACAUACCACUGCUCCUCGUGUCCGUCCCCCCCUCCCCUCCCCCCCCCCCACGUGAGGCACCGGAUACAAUACGCGCCAUACAUACCUAUACACAUGCGCUACGCGCACAACACGUACACAGACAGGCUCGUCCGAUACGAGGGAUUAUUCACGUACCUUAGGUACAUAUAUGUAGGUACUGUUCGACGAAGAGCCUUUGCAGGCCUUUCGCUACACGUGCACAUACACAUACACAUACACACACGCACAUACGGAGCACGGGGUGAGGGGGCUCACACCUCACACCUCGGUUUAGACUUGUUGUAGAAUGCCCGAUAU
This is a messenger RNA of Durotheca rogersii, 1974 nucleotides long. RefSeq names its product guanine deaminase. NCBI's taxonomy places the organism in Eukaryota, Fungi, Ascomycota, Sordariomycetes, Xylariales, Xylariaceae. The transcript is spliced from 2 exons. The coding region runs from base 140 to 1627 and encodes 495 amino acids. Gene Ontology annotation, cellular component: cytosol. Gene Ontology annotation, biological process: guanine metabolic process. Gene Ontology annotation, molecular function: guanine deaminase activity; zinc ion binding. The record is from RefSeq and is a predicted model, not a curated record.